CUCAAACCGCCCAUAUGGCCUCUCAUAUAAAUAGAACCCAAAGAACCCUAACACUUCAUUCUCUUCAUUCUCAUCCUUAAAUCGAUUCUCGUCGAUUACCAAAUUACCCUUCUCUCUCUCUCUGUUUUUCAAAAUCAAAUUCUAUCAAAGCCCAGAAUAAUCUGAUAAGCUUGAUCACAAAAAAGUCAAAUUGACCGGGUUUUACUAACCGAGUUCCGAUUUCAAUACUGAUCACCGAGUCGGCUCAGGAAAAAAAAAAUCGAUGGAGCAGAUCCAGAUUGCCACCGAUGAUAUCCACAAGGAGGAGGAGGAGGUUUCUCCGAUGGUAGAGGAUCACGAUUCCGGGUCGGAUCGCUCCGAAUCGGACCAUAACGAUCAAAAUUCCGACGAGUCUGAUUGCGAGAGCGAGGCGGCGGAUUCGAAUCCCGGUGAUGAUAAUGCCGACGAUCAAUUUAGGGUUUUCACCAGAAAUGGGUUUAUGUCUCGAGUGGAUGGAUCGAGCGCGCAAUACGAGACGAUUCUCAAGAGCUUUGGUGUGGGGAUGGGAUCGGCUGCGGGAGUUACGGAGGUUGUGGCGGUGCACAAGUUUCUGGUGUCCGCAAUGGCCGGUGGGCCCAGGGUCCGGAUAUUUCGGGGGUUUGCGAACGCGGUGGGGACCAAAUGCGGGGGGAACCCCAACAUUAGGUAUGCUUGGUAUGGCGGAUCGAGGGAUGAGAUUGCUCGGAUUGUGGCUCAUGGGUUUGGUAGUUUGAAUGGUGACGAGUGUGGUCGGAUUCAACUGAAUGCGGUGAAGUUUGCGUUGGAUGGGGCAAAGGCGUUGGAGGUUGGUGAUGAUGGGCUCAGGCAUAUGCUGCUGUGCCUUGUUGUAUUGGGGAAGAUGGAGGAGUUGCCUAGUUGUUCUGCACAGGUUAAAGCUAGUUCGGAUGAGUUUGAUACUGGUGUGGAUUGUGUUGUGAAUCCUCGGAGGUAUUUUGUGUGGAGUAAUUGCAUGAACUACGCUUGUCCUGCUUUUGUGGUGAGCUUCAAGGGUCCUGCUAGCUUGGAGGGUUAUGCGACGACGGCAAGUACUACUACUACUCAGAGGGGGAGAGUCGCUAGCGCUAGCGCUAUGGGGAAUGCUCUCAACAAGCGAUCAGCGCGUGGAGGAUAUAUUUCUCUUGGUGCUCUGGUGGCCGCGCUGACGAGGUUCUUGUCUCCGAGAGAAAUGAAGAUAAUGGUCAGAUUGCUGGAAGAUUUCAGGGCAAAGAAGUUUGACGUAGAAGAGUUGAAGCGAAAAGCGAAGCUCAUAGCUGGUGACAAGUUGUUCUCGGCAAUGAAAUUGGCGGCUGUUAAGGGGAGUGGUACUGUUGGUGGCUUGCAGCUGGUGAAUGGAUCAGUACGAGAUAUAUAUCUCCCUGGUCUGAUAACAGUGCUUGCAGAGUUCUUGCCUGCUACGAAGAUUGAAAUGCUUAGCAAAAGCCUUGGGGAUUUCAAGGAUAAGAAGAUAAAUCGAUCUCAGCUGGCUAAUAGUGUGAGAGCCAUUGUUGGCAAUGACAAUAUGUUGGUUGCAGCAAUCAACUCUUACAGAAUCAAAAAGCAGCGGUUGCAAGACAAGCAGUCAGUUGUGUGAAGAUGAUGAAUUACUAGCCCUUGGUUAAACUAGGAUCCAUUUUCGUUUUGGUUACAAGCUUAGUCCUGCAUAUGCAUUCAUAUGUUCCUUCACUUUUUUCCAUGAUAACAAAUGUCUAGUGUCCUAUUCCACAUUUCCAUUGCAGAAAUAAGGUGGAUGUAAUCUGAUUCAAGUGAAGGAACAAAUGUAACAAGACUUCUUUUCUGGCUCUAUUAGACCUAGUAGUCCUGAUAUUGUAAUAAGAAACAUUUUAUGUUAAUAAAGCAUAGUAGUUCUAGAAUUCUUCAUC
Messenger RNA from Fragaria vesca subsp. vesca, 1898 nucleotides. Its product is annotated as probable inactive poly [ADP-ribose] polymerase SRO2-like. Gene Ontology annotation, molecular function: NAD+ poly-ADP-ribosyltransferase activity. The transcript has 2 exons. The record is from RefSeq and is a predicted model, not a curated record. NCBI's taxonomy places the organism in Eukaryota, Viridiplantae, Streptophyta, Magnoliopsida, Rosales, Rosaceae. Bases 263 to 1609 code for a protein of 448 amino acids.